ACGCCGAUUCUUGACUUUGAACCACCACCAUGUUGCCGCUCCCUUUCCCUGAUCCUCCCACUAUGUCCAGCCUUUCCGACGCUCGCAGCAGCCUGGAGACGUCCAUACAGUCCCAGGAGGCUCUCGCAACCGAAAUAUCCGACGCGGAAGCGAAUCUUGCCAAAGUAAUUCAAGAGGCUCAGUGUCGCAUCGACGCCCUACGGCGCGAAAAGACUCAGCUGGACGAACAAAUUAUCGCUACCCAGGCAUAUAUCUCACCGAUGAGACGUCUGCCGAUGGAACUUUUACGAGACGUUUUUUAUUGGUGCUUCGAGGACCACCCUUGCUGUGCAUGGGUUCUGGCGUCUGUCUGUGUGAACUGGAGGCGAUUGGCUUUGACAAUGCCCCGGAUAUGGGCCAAAAUACGCCUUGUCACAACUCCUACCUCCUCUCCAGAAACCAUUAGACUUUGGCUCGAACGAUCAGGAUCAUCAGUGCCUUUGGACAUUGAGAUAUACCUCCAUGUUGCAAAAGGUAGCAAUGAUGUCCCAACUAGUAGCCGUCGGAGGCGACGGUCCUCUUCACCUCCGACAUCGUUCCUAUACCCAGUGUCAUUUCCAUCUUCAGGACCUUCAUACGUGAUAUCUCCUACAGGAGUGCUUCCGCCUGCGAACACUCCCAUCAUCAUACCCAUGUCUCCAUCAUCGCAUCACAGUCAUGAUGUUUGGGUGCCUUCAUCUCCACCGUCAUAUCCCAGCGAUCGUCCACGCGGCGAUAAGUCAGCUUGGGGUCGCGGUACACCAUGGGGGUUCGUAGCGGUCUACUACCUCGUCGAGCAAAUGCACCGUUGGGAGCGAUUUGUGUUCCGAUUCGACCGCCAAUUCCCUUCCAUGCUCGCCCUCAAAUCAAUUACAGGCGACGCUCCCUUGCUGAAGCACUUUGAAGUGUCAGCUGCGGAGUCUGUUUACUAUCCUGAUCACUGGGCGUGGCUUCCCAACACUCCAUCUACAAAGCAGGUGGUGCCCGUCUUAGACACUGUGACUCUACAAUACAUUCCCUUCAAGUGGUCUUCGCCUCUUUUCCAAAGCAACCUCCGAAACCUCAAUCUCCGCGCUCUACCUGCCUCACAGCACCCUCUGAACCAAAUUCUCCAUAUCCUUCAUGCAAAUCAGCAUUCCCUGGAGCGCGUUUCUCUUCACUUCCAAACAGUACUGCCUCCCAUCCUACCCCUCUCUCAGUUGACACUCCCCCAUCUGAAGGAGUUCAAUCUAGGAGGGCACUAUAUGCUCACGAACCUUGUCGAGUCCCUCGUUUUACCGGACCUCGAAGAGUUGAAUCUCGAUAUUGAAGCACGGGAGUCUAUCGAAGAAUACAUCCAAACUCUUCUCGCGAAGACGCCGUCAACCGCGAUGAACCUUAAACAUCUCGGAAUCGCAUAUGGUUACGGUACAGGACAUCAUGCGGAGGGGUCCAUUCCAGACACAGUAUCUGCAUCCUCGCCGCCGUUCUAUUAUGGCUCGGGAGGUGUGGUUGUGUCAUGGUUAUUCCUGAAUGAUCUUCCCCAUCUUGAAAGUCUCCGUGUGGGUGGUUCACAUCUAGAUGUACUCAUGGCAGGGCUUGGCAUGCCAGACGAGGAGAUGAUGACCGGCGCGGUGGCGAUUGGUGUGAUGGGGAGCACUGUCGUUGCAAACGCGUGGCUGUGUCCUAAGCUGAAGGAACUAGGGUUGAGGAGUUGUCAUGGGCAUGAGGGAUGGGCAAAGCUUGUUCAAGCCGUGGAAGGCCGAAAUCCCGACGGUGGUGCCACAGGGACUGUCGUCAAUGGUUUGUCACCUGUUAGGCUGAAGCGGCUCGAGUUGUACGAUAGCCAAGGCAUUGGAGGGGAUGUUAUCCAGUGGCUAGAGAAAAGAGUUGACGAAGUUGUUUGGACGGAGAGCGAAAGGUCAUCGCCUUCCAUGUCCCCAUUUGCCUAGAUACCUUCGGACUAUUUAUUUUUUGUAUUACUUGGGUCUUAGUGGUGAUCUAUCAGUAAGUAUUAAAAUGUAUCUGUACCUAUUAUACUUCAUCAAUUACAUUUAUUAAU
This is a messenger RNA of Desarmillaria tabescens, 2059 nucleotides long. RefSeq lists its product as uncharacterized. The record is from RefSeq and is a predicted model, not a curated record. Lineage: Eukaryota; Fungi; Basidiomycota; Agaricomycetes; Agaricales; Physalacriaceae. Bases 30 to 1949 code for a protein of 639 amino acids. The transcript has 4 exons.